This is a messenger RNA of Guillardia theta CCMP2712, 246 nucleotides long. RefSeq lists its product as hypothetical. The transcript has a single exon. The record is from RefSeq and is a predicted model, not a curated record. NCBI's taxonomy places the organism in Eukaryota, Cryptophyceae, Pyrenomonadales, Geminigeraceae. The annotation marks the transcript as partial.
GGAGAGUUUGUUUUCCAUACGGGCGAUCAGGGAACUACCAUGUACUUUGUAAACUCAGGCGCGGUGUCUGUACAAAUACGCGGGCACGAAGUUGCACGAUUGCUGCCUGGGAGCUACUUCGGCGAACUUGGCCUGAUGCUUCAAGACGGAAGGAAGGCUGAUGCUGUUUGUGAUGGAGACUCAGAGCUUCUGGAGCUUGAUCGGCCGGAUUUCUACCACGUUCUGGAGAAACAUCCGAUCCUGGCA